Messenger RNA from Dermochelys coriacea (leatherback sea turtle), 6276 nucleotides. Its product is annotated as alpha-2-macroglobulin-like protein 1. Lineage: Eukaryota; Metazoa; Chordata; Testudines; Dermochelyidae. Gene Ontology annotation, cellular component: extracellular region. The record is from RefSeq and is a predicted model, not a curated record. Gene Ontology annotation, molecular function: endopeptidase inhibitor activity. Bases 1 to 4449 code for a protein of 1482 amino acids. The transcript is spliced from 36 exons.
AUGGGGGCCUCAGUAAUCCUGGCCUGCCUGCUGAUCCUUCUGCACCUCACAGUGGGGACAUCUGCAGAGCCGCACUAUGUGGUGGUGAGCCCAGCCGCGCUCUACCACCCGCACACGGGGACGGUGUCAGUUCAUCUCAGCGACCUCAACGAGACCGUCCGGGUGAGCGUCCGGCUGGAGAGGGGGGAUGGGUCCAGCGCUAUCCCCCUGCUGGAGAGAGAGGUCCAGGGGCCCCGUCUGCACGAGAACGUGCGCUUCCAGGUUCCAGCCCCGUCCGGGGGGCAGCAGGAAGUGGCAGAGCUGCACGUCUCGAUCCGGGGAGAUGCCCUGCAGUUCUCUGAGCGGAAGAAAGUGCUGCUGCGGGCACUGGAGCCCGGGACCUUUGUGCAGACGGACAAGGCUGUCUACAAGCCGGGACAGACAGUGAAGUUUCGAAUCGUCAGUUUGGACAAAGACUUCAUUCCCAGUGCCAGGAAGCUGCCCCUGGUGACUCUGCAGGAUCCCAGCGGGAACCGCAUCGCCCAGUGGCGAGAUGUGACUCCGCAGCAGGGCAUCGUGGAUCUGUCCCUCCCGCUGCCUGCAGAGCCGGCCCUGGGGACGUACGCCAUCGAGGCGCAGGGGACGAGGCACUCGUUCAGCGUGGAGGAAUACGUGCUGCCCAAGUUCGAAGUGAUCCUCGAGCUGCCCCCCGUGGUGACGGUGCUGGAUGAGACGCUCCUGCUGCGAGUGUGCGGCCGAUACAGCUACGGGAAGCCCGUCCUGGGGAGGGUCCAGGCCAGCCUGUGUUGGGAGAAACAACCAUCAUAUCCCUGGUACCAUUUUUAUCUGGGGCUAACUGAGUGCAUGAAGCUUACUGGCCAGACUGACAGCAACGGCUGCUUUUCCAGAGAGGUGGGAACGGCUCCCUUCAACCUGACCCACUCUGGCUACAAGAGGCGCCUCCAGGCCAAGGCCUCUCUCAUGGAGGAGGGGACAGGGGUGGAGCUCAACGCAACCAAACACUGCGACAUCGUGUCUGAAAUCGCUACGGUGACCUUUGAGGAUGCUGACGCUACCUACAAGGCUGGAAUCCCCUACACUGGCAAGAUGCUUCUGAAGGCGGCAGAUGGCUCUGCACUGAAGAAUGAGAAGCUGCAGCUCUUUGUUAGCUAUGGAGAUAAGAAUAAGAACCAGACCUUCCUGACGGAUGAGUCUGGCAGAGCCUCCUUCGAGCUGGACACCUCCGGCUGGACCGGGAGCGUCACUCUGAGGGGGCACUUCAAGCAGGUGAACGACAGUGCUGAGGAUGACACAGUCUCUCCCAGUUACCCGGAUGCCCAUCGUCACCUGAAGCCCUUCUACUCCAAGAGCCAGAGUUUCCUAAAGAUCCACUCGCUGGGUGGGAUGCUGCCCUGCGACCAGGCCCAGCAGCUCCAGGUGGAUUACAUCAUUGCUAGGGAGGCCCUGGGAAACGGGUCCAGGAGCAUGGAUUUCAUCUUCCUGGUCGUGGGCAAGGGAGCCAUCGCCAGGAUCCUCCAGAAGGGGCUGGACCUCAGGGAGGGGGCUGGGCUGAAGGGCUCCUUCUCUCUGGAGCUGCCCGUUGAUGCUGAGCUGGCGCCCACUGCCAAGGUGCUGGGUUACACAGUGCUGCCCAAUGGAGAGAUAGCUGCCGACAGCACCCUGCUGCACAUGGCCAAGUGCCUCCCGAACAAGGUGAAGCUGGCCUUCUCGCAGGACCGGGCCCUGCCGGGCUCAGAGCUCCAGCUGCGGGUGCAGGCUGCCCCCGGGUCCCUGUGCGCCAUCCGUGCCGUGGAUCAGAGCGUGCUGCUCAUGAAGCCCGAGGCCGAGCUCAGCGUCGACAUGGUCUAUAACUUGCUCCCUGAUUUUCCCCAAGGAGACUAUCCCGCCGCAGCUCACGAGCCUGACUCAUGUUAUCAACUACCCCAGUCUCCAGUUCCUCACUGCCGCAGCUUAGGUCACAGGUGGAGGUGUCGCAGAGGGACUAGCAGCUGGACUCCCCCACUGCGUGAUGCCUACAGCCUGUUUAAGGAUGCAGCUUUGAAAAUUCUCACCAACACCAACACCAGGCAGCCCUGUGAAGAUGGACUCGUAAAGUACUACGGCUAUAGUGACAUUGGCCUCGUGCGGCUCCCUCAACCCGCCUUUGUAUCUUUUCUUGGCAUGAUCCCUGGGGCAGCACAUGUGGAUAGUGCAGCAGGGACCCCAUUGAUCAAUGACCUGCUAGUGCCAGCGCCCAGCACCCAGGAGGAGGCAGUGGCACGUGCAUACUUCCCAGAGACAUGGCUGUGGGACCUGGUCCCUGUGGGCAAGGGGGGCUCCAAGGACAUCCCAGUCGUGUUGCCCGACACCAUCACGGAGUGGAAAGCUGGGAUGUUCUGCACGGCAGAGGUGGGCUUUGGGCUCUCCCCCACGGCCACCUUCAUGGCCUUCAAACCCUUCUUUGUGGAGCUGGCCUUGCCGUACUCCGUGAUCCGGGGAGAGGCCUUCGCCCUAAAGGCCACCGUCUUCAACUACCUGCAGCAAUGCAUCAAGGUGCGGCUGACGCUGGCGGAGUCUGCGCAGUUCCAGAUGCAGGCAAGUGAGGACGGCGCCUACACCAGCUGCCUCUGUGCAGAUGAAGGGAAAACCUUCCAAUGGGAGGUGACGGCAAGCAGCCUGGGGGAGGUGAACUUCACCGUCAGCACCGAGGCUCUGCACACCGAGAAGCUCUGUGGCAACGAGCUGGCCGUGGUGCCGGCUCAGGGGCGAAUGGACACUGUGAUAAAGCCCCUGCUGGUCCAGCCGGGGGGGAUCCUGGAGGAGAAGGCGCACAGCUCCCUGCUCUGCCAGGAAGCAUCCGAAGAAAUCUCCUUGCAGCUGCCUGCAAAUGUCCUGGCGGGGUCCGAGCGGGCCCACGUGACUGUCCUGGGAGACAUAAUGGGCACGGCUCUGCAGAACAUAGACCGCCUGUUGGCCAUGCCCUACGGCUGCGGAGAGCAGAACAUGGUCCGGUUCGCUCCCAACAUCUACAUCCAGCAGUACCUGGAGAAGAGCGGGCAGCUGAGCCCGGAGAUCAGACACAAGGCCCAGGGAUACCUCCAGAGUGGCUACCAGCGUGAGCUGCUCUAUAAGCACAACGAUGGCUCUUACAGCGCCUUUGGGGAGAGCGACGCCGUGGGCAACACCUGGCUGACGGCCUUUGUUCUCAAGUCCUUUGGCCAGGCCAGACCCUACAUCUCCAUCGACGAGAAGCACCUAGAGGACGCCCUAAGGUGGCUGCAGCGUCACCACCUGGAGAGCGGCUGCUUCCGCAGUGUGGGGAAGCUGUUCAACAAUGCCCUGCAGGGUGGCGUGGUGGACGAGCUCUCUCUCUCGGCUUACAUCACGGCAGCGCUGCUGGAGCUGGGGCAGCCGCUCACGGACCCCAUGAUGACCAGGGCCCUCCAGUGCCUCCGAGAGUCGAGCACCAGUGACCUCUACACGCAGGCGCUGCUGGCCUACGCCUUCGGGCUGGCGGGGAGCACGGAGCUGCGGGGCGCCCUUCUGCAGAGCCUGGCCCAGCACAGCGUCAGCGCUGGGGGACAGCUCCACUGGGAGAGGAAGGUGAAGGCCCUGCCCAGCCCCUAUGGGAACCAGGCCCCGUCGGCGGAGGUGGAGAUGAUGGCGUACGUGCUCCUGGCCUAUCUCUCCCUGCCCAAUGUGUCUGCAGCCGACAUGGCGACUGCCGCCCAGAUUGUCCGCUGGCUCAGCAAGCAGCAGAACCCCUACGGGGGCUUUGCCUCCACACAGGACACGGUGGUGGCCCUGCAGGCCCUGGCCAAAUACGCAGCCCUGACGUACAGCACGAGCGGGGCUGUGUCGGUGACAGUGAGCUCCCAAGCCGGGGCCCGGCAGCAAUUCCACGUGGAGAACGCCAAUCGGCUGGUGCUGCAGCGAGCGGCCCUGCAGGAGAUCCCCGGGCAGUACACGGUGCGGGCCAGCGGCGAGGGCUGUGUCUUUGUGCAGCUGACUCUGCGCUACAACGUGCCGCCCCCAAAGAGCGCCGUGACCUUUGACCUGCGGGUGGAGACGGAGCCGAAGGAGUGCACCGAGAGCGCCAGAUCCCACUUCAGCCUCGUCCUGCACGCCCGGUACAGCGGGGAGCGCUCAGUCACCAACAUGGCCAUCAUCGAGGCCAAGCUACCCUCUGGCUACACCCCUGUCAAGAGCUCCCUGCGGCAGCUGGAGAAGCAGCGUUUGGUGAAGAGGCUGGAGGUGCAGAACGACCAGGUGACGCUCUAUCUGGACCAGCUGACGAAGGAGGCGGCGAGUUUCACCUUCUCCCUGGAGCAGGAUUUCCCUGUGAAGAAUCUCAGAGCAGCCCCAGUGAGGCUGUACGAUUACUAUGAGACAGGUGAACACACAGAGGCUGAGUACAGCGCCCCCUGCGGCUCAGCUCCUGAUGCCAACACAAUGGGAAAUUCCCGCUGAAGCCCCCACCCCUGCUUGGCAGUCCCCUCCCCUCCCGAGAGCACCCCGCCGGCAGCCAGACACCCCAGGAUCGGGGCGGGGGGCAUGGACAGGCUUCAUCUCAGCUGCUGCUUCCCAGACCAUCUGCCCUAUCCCCUGGCCCUGGGCUGGAAGGAGGCUGCAGCCCCGCGAUUGAGACAUGGACUUGUAGCACUUUCUUCGGCCAAUGCCUCCCCGUUCUCUCUGCAAACAUCCCACCUGCUCCUGUGACAAUUCACCACGGAAAUGAGAGGGACGGCGGGAGAUUAGUGCAAAGCAAACGGACACCUUGGGCAGAGACCUACCCAGCUAGGACCAGCUGCUGGCCUGCUCCCUCACUAACUGCACUGCUUGGAAUGGACAGAGCACCCAUGGCCCCUGCCUGACUCACUGUCUAGAGCCUGGUCACAUUCAUUGUGUCAGCACCUGGUGACCACCCCCUCCUUUGCCCCCUCUGUGGUGGCUUUGGCAACCCUUUUCAUUUCACCCAUGCAGCGAGUUAGUAGUUCUCAGCCUCAGCUACCUGGUCCCAAAGAGCAACCCUUGCUGUCCCAUCCCCCCCAUCCCCAAUUGUAUGUCAUGCUACGGAAGCGGUCACUCAGUUUAUCUCUAGUCCCGGAGAGGGGCUUUCGGAAGCUGUGCUUUAUGCCAAUUCACCUUUCACUAAUCCCACAGUUGCGGGGAGGAUCUAGGAGAGAGUAAGGCCAGAAUUUCCAGGCCAACCCAGCUCCAUUUAUAUACCAACAUGUGGCCAGAUUUCUCCGCAGUCAGCAUGCCAGGUGCAGGUUGGCUGCCGAGCUCUUUAGCAAAUCUGUCCUCCAGCCAGGGGAGGAAGGCAACAGAGUGGAGUCCCGGAGUUUGGAGGCAAAGGACAUGUAAGGUGCUGGCUUGUCCCCAGCCCAUGGAGGAGCCGCUGCCACGCCCAGCAUCUUUUUUCAUGCCAUUUUAUUUCCCAAACAUGAGCAAAACCCACAAAACAAAUCCUCAGCCUGUGCUCAGGGAUUUCCCCCUUUGCCUCUCAGUCCCUCUUGCUUCAGGGCUUUUCGCAGAUUCUUCUGUGCUCCUCUGACAGAGCAUCACCUACCAGGGCAUUUUGCCUGGCGUCCUUUUUUCCCCCAGCACGUUCUCACUGCCUCCUGCUCCAUGAGCAUCCCGUCCUUACUGCCAGCCUUGCUGUCCAUAGCCCCAGGUGCUGCCCCACUCUUUUAAUUGGCCACACUGGGAGCCCCUGUUCUAGCAAGGGGAGCUGGAUCUGCUUCAUUUCAAGGGGCCAGCUGCCCUGGAACAGGGAGUAGAUGGGGAGGUAGCCACAGAGGGAAAGAGGGAGGGUGUCUGAGCUUAGAGGAAGCAGUCGCCUAGUUGGUGGAAAAGAGCCAGGAGUGACUGAAAUUGAGAGUGAGAGAAGGUGCAAAGGCAUGGGUGGUGUGUGCACCCCCCCCAAACCCCGUUUGGGGAGCCUGCCCUGCCUCUUUUGCCCAAGGCUCCAUCCCUACUCUGCCCUUUCUGCCCCCCCCCCCCACCUUGCUGUUGCAGGCCGUCACACCCCUACCUCUGCCCCGGCACACUUCUGGGCUGCCUACAAACCCCCAGCCAUAUUUCAGAUACAUGAUUUUCUCACCCAUGGACUACAUGUAACUUAAAUGGACUCCCCCCCACCCCAUACAUUUCAUUGUUUAUAGGUGUAUGAUUACACCGAAGUCACAGGAAGGCAAUAUAAGGUUCUUAUUUUUAACAUCCCAGCACAUUUUGACAAGAGUGUGCGAGUUCCUCAUAAAAGUUAAAGCUGAAAAGUUUGUUUCACUGUUUGCU